AUGGAUGGUAGUUGGAUGCCAGGAGCCCUCGCUCUGGUCCUCUUGCUUGCAAGAGGAUGCUACACCAGUAGUGAAGGCUCCUGGUGCUACGAUAAACCAGAAUGUGGUCCCGGGACAUGGCUGACCCAGGAGUACUGCAAUGGCAAGAGGCAGUCGCCCAUCAACAUCCGCUCUGAGAAAGCCAUCCAUAACCGCAGCCUGGGUGCCAUCACGCUCACCGGCUAUGAUGACGGCAAAAAGCUGCAGGAAAUGAUAAAUAGUGGGAAAACAGUUGACAUUGAACUAGAAGAUGGACUCUACUUCACCGGCCAUGGUCUUCCAGCACAGUACGCAGCCAAAUCCUUCCACUUCCACUGGGGAGAUGGUGAUUCCAGGCCAGGAUCAGAGCACUAUAUAGACAACAGACAGUACCCUAUGGAGUUACACAUUGUACAUACCAAAAACAACACGAGUGUAUCAGAUGCUCGGAAGGACCCAGAAGGAAUUGCUGUGCUAGGAUUCUUUCUCGAGGGUUCGGAAAUGGCCUCAGGCAAGACAGCUGAAGCAUGGGAAUCUUUCAUAAAGAACCUCAAGAAAGUGUCUGAAAAGGGCAAACAUACAGAUCUUGACAGCACCUUCUCCCUCCUGGACCUGCUGGGUCCCACAGACUUUGCCCGCUAUUUCCGCUACCCCGGCUCUCUCACCACUCCCCAGUGCAAUGAGGUCGUAAUCUGGACCAUCUUUCCUGACCCCAUCCUGGUGCCACCCAAAGUGGUGGAAGCUUUCCCGUCUGAACUGCGUUAUACGGACUCCUCCAGCGGGCCACGGAUGCAGAACAAUUUCCGCCCCCUGCAACCAAUAGGGAAACGGGAGGUGCAAGCAUCGGCCGCUUUGAAGGCUAAGCGUUCUGCUGCCUCCCUGGUUGCUCCAUCAACACCACUCCUCCCCUUCCUUUUCAUCGCCACCAUCAUCUCCUCAAUGCUCGUAUAAAGGGCAGAAGUGUUGGGAACCACGCAGAGAGGGAAUUGCUGUGAUCUCCCGAGAGGUCAGUACUAGACCACAAUCAGGACUAGGACCUGCCUAGCUCUGCAAAUGUCUGCAGGACCAGGAACACCUUUGCAGGCAGCUGCAGGGAGCAGCUGAGAGGCAAUCACGUGGCGGAGCUGGGGCCCAGGAAACCGUCCUAGAAGGCCUCUCUGCGCUG
Varanus komodoensis (Komodo dragon) is the source of this 1183-nucleotide messenger RNA. RefSeq names its product carbonic anhydrase 4-like. Gene Ontology annotation, molecular function: zinc ion binding; carbonate dehydratase activity. Gene Ontology annotation, cellular component: plasma membrane. The transcript has 8 exons. NCBI's taxonomy places the organism in Eukaryota, Metazoa, Chordata, Lepidosauria, Squamata, Varanidae. Bases 1 to 969 code for a protein of 322 amino acids. The record is from RefSeq and is a predicted model, not a curated record.